Trichobilharzia regenti is the source of this 1453-nucleotide messenger RNA. Lineage: Eukaryota; Metazoa; Platyhelminthes; Trematoda; Strigeidida; Schistosomatidae. The record is from the annotation of a GenBank genome assembly.
GGAUCAUUCAAAUGUGCAGUUUGCCAGCUUGUAUGGACCGGAUCUGGCUCAUACAAGCUGGCAAACUGCACAUUGGAACAUUGAAAGAUGGCGGAAGGCUUAAGUCUGCAAAGAGACAUUACCAGGGUUUUAGAACUGCUAGAAAUCCUACAAAGAUGUCCCGAAAUUCAGCCCUCAAAGUUAGCUGCUUUGCAGCGCAUACUGCAGUCAGAUUUCUGCAAUAUGAUCCGUGAAGUGUACGAACACAUAUAUACGACUGUAGACAUUAAUGGUUCGGAAGAAGUCAAAGCAAGUGCAACAGCGAAAGCCACUGUCGCAGCCUUUGCUGCUAGUGAGGGGCAUGCUCAUCCACGAGUUAUAGAACUACCGAAAACUGAUGAAGGUUUAGGCUUCAAUGUUAUGGGCGGCAAAGAACAAAACUCACCGAUAUACAUAAGUCGAAUUAUUCCUGGUGGUGUUGCAGAUCGUCAUGGUGGUCUAAAACGUGGCGAUCAAUUGUUGUCUGUAAACGGAGUUUCUGUAGAAAGUGAGCAUCAUGAAAGAGCUGUUGAACUUUUGAAGUUAGCCCAAGGCACAGUGAAGCUUGUAGUGCGGUAUACUCCACGUAUUUUGGAGGAAAUGGAAGCACGUUUUGAUAAACAGAAAGCUCGCCGUCGACAGUUAAAUUAAUGCGAAUUGAUAAUUACAUCUGUGCACGUCAUAAUACACUAUACUGUGUAUAACACUUCCGUACAGCUUUAUACAUUUAUUUUACUGUGAUUUACUAACUAAAUAAUAUUAAUAAAAUUCAGCUGUCAAAACAAAAUACAGCACAAUAUACAACAAAUAGUUGAGGAUAGCAUUUUUUUAUAUUAUCUCCUAAUUUCUCAUCCUGUACUAUAAUAUCAUUAAUAUUAAAAAAUUUUUUUCUUAAUUAUUUCACUUGUUUACUUGCUUGAUUUUCUUUUUCUUUUUUAAUUAUAACAUUUUUGAAUAGAUGCAGUUUUAAAACUAUUUUAUGUGUUCCCUUUCCUUCAGUAUAACCAUUACUAAUGAUUUCGGUAGGGAUCGGGUUCGUGCAAGGAGCACGGACUAACUUUUUAAGAACCGUGUCGAUUGCAAGUGUUUAAAGGUGUAGCCUAACUUUAUAAAAGCUUGGAAUGUUGUUCAUUAGAGUUUAUUCCACGAUAAAAAUGAACUGACUAUAGUUGGGCCAUGGCUUAUUCGUUUAGGCUUCCAACUUCUGGGUCACAAGUUCAAACUCCACUGCAUCUACCAAGGCUUUGGCAGCUACUGCUGUUGUAGUAUCAGUAGUCCUCAUACAUUUGGUGUGACUCAUUGCCAAGUGCAUAAAAACACAAAUGGUUAUUGGGUCACGUAAAUGAUUGGCUAACCGAUUGAGUUUCAGCAUAUAACUCCAUAUUAGUUUGUCUGUUAGAUGUAUCACAAAGUGAAACAGUAUUAUUUACCGGAU